AACGAUUUCACAGCAAACAAUACUUUACAACUUUUUCAUUCAUGAGUGAGACACCUGUAGAAUUGAGAGAAUCUAAAAAGCGACCUGCUCCCGCUUCAGAAUCGUCAACGUUUGACGACCUCAAAAUACAAGACGAUAGUAUACUGCACAAACACAGCGAUCGAGAAACAUGUCCAGACUGUAAAAAGAGCGCAAUGUACUUUUGCUACCGGUGCUUCAAGCCAUCGACUAUUAGUGAGGGUCAUAUCCCGCAGUUAGAACUCCCAAUACCAAUGGAUGUUAUAAAACAUGAACAGGAACUAGAUGGAAAAUCGACAGCAGCGCACGCAGCAGUUAUUGCUCCUCACAAUGUCAAAAUAUACAAUUGGCAAUCCAUCCCACAAUACGAGAACCCUGAAGAAGUGUUGCUCCUCUUCCCUGGACAUGACGCUCAUACACUCGAGGAAAUACCGAAAGGGUCGUUCAAAAAAUUUGUCGUCAUUGAUGGAACAUGGAAGCAGGCUUCAAAAAUAGUUCGAUUGUCUCCUCAGCUACAAAAUGUCCGCAAAGUCACUAUAGCGCCGAGGAAGACUUUGUUCUGGCGGUACCAGAGCUUGAGUGAGAAUUACUUGGCGACCAUAGAAGCUAUAUACUACCUUUACCGCGAAUAUGCAGAGGCAUACGAGAUGAAUGGCAAGCCUUAUGAUGGAAGAUACGACAACUUGCUCUUCUACUUCAGAUACUUCUAUAAUUUGAUUCAAAGCAAGUACAAAAAGGAGAACAAGAAGUACACUCAUCGACAGCGUGAAGGCUACAUUCAGUACGACGACUCAGUUGAUGCCAAAGUCGAUGAAAACAAGUCUGUAGACGCUUAAUCUCAUAUAUUGUCCAAUAUAACCCUGUAAUAAUAAAGGAAGUGGGUAGCCAACAUUCAAUAUCAGGAUAGUCCAAAAAUGCCCGUGG
This is a messenger RNA of Umbelopsis ramanniana AG, 942 nucleotides long. RefSeq lists its product as uncharacterized. The transcript is spliced from 4 exons. The record is from RefSeq and is a predicted model, not a curated record. The coding region runs from base 42 to 854 and encodes 270 amino acids. NCBI's taxonomy places the organism in Eukaryota, Fungi, Mucoromycota, Umbelopsidomycetes, Umbelopsidales, Umbelopsidaceae.